Bombina bombina (fire-bellied toad) is the source of this 539-nucleotide messenger RNA. It is a transcript of the gene ATP5IF1, whose product is annotated as ATP synthase inhibitory factor subunit 1. Gene Ontology annotation, molecular function: ATPase inhibitor activity. The transcript has 3 exons. Gene Ontology annotation, cellular component: mitochondrion. NCBI's taxonomy places the organism in Eukaryota, Metazoa, Chordata, Amphibia, Anura, Bombinatoridae. The record is from RefSeq and is a predicted model, not a curated record. Bases 84 to 416 code for a protein of 110 amino acids. Gene Ontology annotation, biological process: negative regulation of ATP-dependent activity.
GGGCGGACGUUUGACUUGACAGUGACUCAGCCAGAAGUCUCUGAAACCUACGCGCGGUUGGCAAGGUCAGGUGUGAGGGGAAAAUGGCCGGAUCGUUGUCUUUGCUCCGCUCUGGUGUUAGAAACGUACUUUAUGUGCAGAUGCGCCGAUCCUCUGAUCAGUUAGGAGAAUUGGGUAAAGGUGCUGGAAAGGGAGGUGGUGGUGGAGGUUCAGUGAGAGAGGCAGGAGGAGCCUUUGGCAAACGUCAAGCUGCAGAGGAGGAGAGGUAUUUUCGGCAGAAGGAGCAUGAACAGAUUGCUGCUCUGAAAAAACACCAUGAGGAAGAAAUUGACCAUCACAAGAACGAGAUUCAUCGUUUGCAAAAGGAGAUUGAGAGACACAAGAACAAAAUUAAGAAUCUUAAGGAUGAUGACUGAGACGGUUAAUUAUGGCUCUGCUGUGUUUGCUUUUUGGUUGGAGUAAUAUAACAUACCGUACGUUUGCUCCCGUGUGACACUUUUGUGAUAGCCUGCAUUUAUUUCAAUAAAAUAUAAACUUUA